AUGCAGUACACACCUUUUGCUUCCGAUAUCGAACUGCCAUUCUAUACUUCACUGGCUUCUCAUAAGAUCGACCAUGACAAACUAGAUGACUCCGCCCGGCCCGUUCUGGGUCUCUACGAGAUCCGCCCCUCCGACCCUGAGGCAGCAUCAUGUCGGAUCCAAAUUCAUGGGAAUGCACUAACUGGCGGCGAAGCCCCCGCUGACGAUGAUGAGACCAAGAGCACUCAGCAAGAUAUGUCAGUCAGCAAUCGCUGGGAGAUUGCGACACUUUCCGAGUACGAAACCGGGUUCUUUGAGCACGUCGCCGCUGGAGACCGGUAUAUCUGUUUCUCUGAUCCAUCAAAUUAUGACCUAGCUCCAGGUUGGAUGCUAAGAAACCUGCUCGUUCUUGUGAAACAGCGGUGGGGCCUCGAGCGGGUGCAGAUUCUGCGAUAUCGCGACGUGCAUGCGAGGCGUGAUCAGGGCCGUAGUACAGUCAUCCAGCUAGUAUCAGUCUCAAAAGAUGAGCGCGCACCUCCGACUUCACUGCAAAACCAAGGAUCAUUGCCGCUGCCAAAGGUGACCGGCUGGGAACGCAACCCGAAUGGGAAACUGUCAGGAAGGAUCGUCAAUCUCACAGAGUACAUGGAUCCCAAGAGAUUAGCGGAUCAGUCGGUCGAUCUCAACCUCAAACUCAUCAAGUGGCGGAUCAGCCCAACGCUCGAUCUUGAAAAAAUCAAGCACACCAAAUGUCUCUUGUUAGGAGCAGGUACCCUGGGCAGCUAUGUCUCCCGAAACCUGUUGGGCUGGGGUGUCAAGAAGAUUACAUUUGUCGACAAUGGGACCGUCUCAUUUUCUAAUCCAGUUCGACAGCCGCUGUUCAAUUUCGAAGACUGCUUGAACGGUGGAGCACAAAAAGCACACCGAGCAUCCGAAGCCCUGAUUCAAAUCUACCCCGGAGUUGAGACUGUAGGUCAUGCGCUCUCAGUGCCUAUGGCGGGUCAUCCCAUCGUGGACGAAGUGGCGACAAAGGGCGCCUUCGAUACUCUCAGAACUUUAAUUGACGAGCAUGAUGCUAUCUUCAUUUUGAUGGACACUCGAGAAUCACGAUGGCUGCCUACAGUGAUGGGGAAAGCCGCAGGGAAGAUCGUGAUGAACGCAGCCUUAGGUUUUGAUUCCUUUGUGGUGAUGCGGCACGGCAUCGCAAAGGAUGACAAUAUGCCAGCUGAGCUUGGAUGCUAUUUCUGCAACGACGUUGUAGCGCCGGCUAAUUCUAUCAAGGAUCAGACUCUCGACCAACAAUGUACAGUGACGCGCCCUGGAGCGGCUCCCAUAGCCUCCGCGCUUUUGGUGGAGCUCUUUGUGUCGCUUCUUCAACACCAGCAAGGCGCCGCCGCGCCAGCCCCUCUCUCCCACAACACCGAGAGUGAUGAUCACCCCCUGGGUGUUGUGCCCCAUCAGAUUCGGGGAUUCCUAUCCACUUUUGAAAACUUAUCGGUCACUGGCAAAAGUUAUUCUAGCUGCAGUGCAUGCUCGGAUAAAGUUGUCAAUGCAUACCACGAGCAGGGUUGGGACUUUGUACGGAGAGCUCUGAAUGAACAGGGCUAUGUGGAAGAACUGAGUGGACUGAAAGAGGUUCACGAAAAGGCGGAAGCGGCACUAGCCGAUAUUGAGUGGGAUGAAACAUCCGACAAUGGAGAGAUCGAAAUGCUUUAG
Molecule: messenger RNA, 1695 nt
Organism: Penicillium bovifimosum
Lineage: Eukaryota; Fungi; Ascomycota; Eurotiomycetes; Eurotiales; Aspergillaceae
Product: putative autophagy ubiquitin-activating enzyme ApgG
Exons: 7
Coding region: 1-1695 (564 amino acids)
Biological process (GO): C-terminal protein lipidation; piecemeal microautophagy of the nucleus; protein modification by small protein conjugation
Cellular component (GO): phagophore assembly site; cytoplasm
Molecular function (GO): Atg12 activating enzyme activity; Atg8 activating enzyme activity
Source: RefSeq, a predicted model, not a curated record